CUCAGGGGGGGAAGUGGGCUUACUAUGAGAUGCUGCCAGAGUACAGUGUGGAUAUUGAUGUGGAUAUCGACUGGCCCGUGGCAGAACAGAGAGUACUGAGGUUUGGUUACUUUGGCCUGGACAAGCCUGAGGUGGUGCGUCUGCUGCUGUGUAACGUCUCCGGCUGUCUGACUGACGGCCGCGUCCUCAUCUCUGUCUCUGGAGAGGAGAUGGUCUCAGUCAACACCAGAGAUACUAUGGGUAUCCGCAUGCUGCAGAGAGAGGGGGUGGAGGUACAGAUACAGAACAUGUAGAACACCCACACUGCAGAGAGAGG
Molecule: messenger RNA, 316 nt
Organism: Oncorhynchus masou masou (cherry salmon)
Lineage: Eukaryota; Metazoa; Chordata; Actinopteri; Salmoniformes; Salmonidae
Product: N-acylneuraminate cytidylyltransferase-like
Exons: 2
Coding region: 30-293 (87 amino acids)
Molecular function (GO): N-acylneuraminate cytidylyltransferase activity
Source: RefSeq, a predicted model, not a curated record